Molecule: messenger RNA, 1286 nt
Organism: Macrosteles quadrilineatus (aster leafhopper)
Lineage: Eukaryota; Metazoa; Arthropoda; Insecta; Hemiptera; Cicadellidae
Product: aminoacylase-1-like
Exons: 8
Coding region: 15-1232 (405 amino acids)
Biological process (GO): amino acid metabolic process
Cellular component (GO): cytoplasm
Molecular function (GO): aminoacylase activity
Source: RefSeq, a predicted model, not a curated record
UUGGUACAACUGACAUGGAACACUGUUCGGUUGGCAAGAGUGAAGUGGAUAAUGAACACCCAGCUGUUACCAACUUUAGAGAAUAUCUCAGAAUACCAUCUGUCCACCCUGAUGUGAACUAUGACGAGUGUGUUGAGUUUAUCAAGCGCCAAGCCCGAGAGUUGGGUCUGUUAUGGAUGGUCCACUCCUGUGUUCCCGGACACCCUGUAGUGAUAGUGACAUGGACGGGACAACAGCCUGAACUGCCCAGCCUGCUGCUCAACUCACACAUGGACGUGGUCCCAGCCUACCCUGAAAACUGGACCCAUGACCCGUUUGCUGCUGAAAAGGACGAGGAAGGAAAUAUUUAUGGAAGAGGAGCACAGGACAUGAAAAGUAUUGGAAUACAAUAUCUAGAAGCAAUAAGGAGACUAAAAAAAGAUGGUGUUGCACUGAAGCGAACCGUACACUUGUCUUUUGUACCAGAUGAAGAGGAAGGAGAUAGCGGGAUGCGUAAGUUUGUUAACACUCCAGAAUUCCGAAGCCUAAACAUUGGCUGCUCACUUGACGAAGCUAGAUCUUGUCCUGAAGAUGCAUUUUAUGUUUACUAUGGAGAACGAACAAUAUGGAGACCUGUGGUGACUUGCCGAGGAAGCACGGGUCACGGGUCGGCCAUGGUAAGAGAUACAGCAGCGGCCAAGACGAGAGUCGUCAUUGAGAGGUUCCUGGACUGGAGACAACGAGAGCAGGACAAGCUAGACACCAAUCCUCAACUUAGUGUCAGUGACAUCACUACUGUCAACCUCACUCUUCUCAACGGAGGAGUGCAAAUGAACGUUGUACCAGCUGAAAUCACACUAGGAUUUGAUAUUCGUCUCUCAAACGAUAAUGACUUCCAAGAGAUCAGCGACAUGCUGGAUGGGUUCUGUAGGGAGGCUGGGGAAGGGGUGACCAUAGAGUACAAGAGUAAAGAACCCAUGGUGACUCCCACGAGGAUAGACGACACUAACCCUUGGUGGACUGCGUUUAGAAAAGCUGCCGAUGAAAUGAAAAUUACUUUAAAACCAAUAAUAACACCGGGAGGAACUGACAGUCGGUUUCUGAGAAAACUUGGAAUUUCUGCAUUUGGCUUCUCUCCUAUGAAUAACACCCCGACUCUUCUGCAUGAUAACGAUGAAUUCCUAAAUGAGAAAACUUUUCUGCAAGGGAUCGAUGUAUAUUAUGGACUAAUAAAAGCAUUGGCUAACCAUUAAUUUUACUGUAAUGUGAUUUACAAUUAUCAUGUUGAAUAAAAGUUUUAAAGUUAG